Anoplopoma fimbria (sablefish) is the source of this 3130-nucleotide messenger RNA. It is a transcript of the gene epn3a, whose product is annotated as epsin 3a. Gene Ontology annotation, biological process: endocytosis. Bases 377 to 2227 code for a protein of 616 amino acids. Gene Ontology annotation, molecular function: phospholipid binding; clathrin binding. Gene Ontology annotation, cellular component: endosome; clathrin vesicle coat; plasma membrane. Lineage: Eukaryota; Metazoa; Chordata; Actinopteri; Perciformes; Anoplopomatidae. The record is from RefSeq and is a predicted model, not a curated record. The transcript has 11 exons.
ACACACACACACACAACUUAGUUUGAUAACAGAACGCGCCGUGGUUGUGGAGACGUUUUGCGCACACACCGCUCUCCUCUGCGCUUUGACUACCUUUUUUUUUUUUUCCUCCCCUUCUUUUACUCUAGUUCCUUUCUCAACGGGAUAUGCCGAGAGGCGGAGGCGUUUCUUCCUCCACCCAAAACCUCCCCAAGUUGGGACCCUGCUGACGCGCUAUGACAUGAAGCAGAAACACACUUGUGGACAUCUCUGAAGUUCCCAAUAGAAGGUUAACUUCAUUGCAUUUUUCAACUAAACUGAUCUCUUAACGAGGCAACACUGUGGGCUGGCCUGCUGUUGAACUAUCUUUUGCUAGCUGUGAAACACUACUGCCAUCAUGCAGACGUCAUCGCUCCGCCGCCAGAUGAAAAACAUGGUCAACAACUUCACGGAGGCCGAGAUCAAGGUCCGAGAGGCCACCUCCAACGAUCCAUGGGGUCCCCCCAGCACGCUCAUGUCUGAAAUCGCAGACCUGACCUUCAACGCGGUGGCUUUCGUCGAGGUUAUGGGUAUGAUCUGGAAGCGGCUCAAUGACCACGGGAAAAACUGGCGCCAUGUUUAUAAGGCACUGACCCUGACGGACUACCUGAUCAAAACGGGCUCUGAGCGCGUGGCCCAGGAGUGCCGGGAGAACAUUUACACCAUCAAGACAUUGAGAGACUUCCAGUACAUAGAUCGGGACGGACGCGACCAAGGUGUAAAUGUCCGGGAGAAGGCCAAGCAACUGGUGACUCUGCUGCAGGACGAGGAGAAGCUGAAGAAGGAGAGAAGCCAGGCACUGAAGACCAAGACGCGUAUGGCGGGCUCCGCCAGUGGCUUGGGCUCUGGAUCCAUGCCUCCUCCGUACCCGGGGAGUCGCACAAGCCAGCCCGGCGCGUCAGGGGUCCAUGGGGAUGAGCACGGCAGGUGCAGAGGCUCGCCGUCCUCUUUUCACUCCUCCUCUUCCUCUCCUCGAAUUGCUCCAGACCUAGAGCAAGCUCGGCCAGCGACCAGUGGAGAAGAGGAGCUGCAGCUGGCCCUGGCCCUGGCUAUGAGCCGAGAAGAGAGUGAAAAGCCCCCUCCUACAGUGGAUAUUGAUGAACAGACCCAGCUCCAGAUCGCUAUGACUCUCAGCAAGGAGGAAACCCAGAAGCCAGUCCAACCUGCCCCUGCUCCUCUGGAUAUGGAUGAGGACACACAGCUCAAGUUAGCCCUGAGCCUGAGCAAGGAGGAGCACCAGAAGGAUAUACUCAGUCGCCAAGGGGACGAGUCGAUGCUCAAGAAAGCUCUGGAGGACAGCAAACGUGAGAUGGAGUCUAAAGGCGGGACCGCCUUCAUGGACCUGGUAGAUGUUUUCGCAUUGCCCUCAGAUCAGCCUCCUAGCGACCACCGAUGGAACGGUGCCCCACGCCAGGCAGCCGCACUCCCAGGGAGCACAGACCCAUGGGACACCCUGGUAGGCAACAACAACACUUCCAGAGUAGAUCCUGCCUGGAUGGCACCGCCAACAUCCAACAGCCCCCCUCCACCAUGGGAGUCAGUCAACACCUGGGACGACCCGCAGAGCGACCUCAACGCCACGGGCCGACUCUUCCCUGCCGUCACAGCCGCCUCAGGUGCUGAUCCAUUCUUCGCCCUUAAAGGAACUAUCAGGGAACCUUUUCCCCGACCUGGAAGCCCCUCAGAUGGGGAUCUGUUUGAUGAGGCCAUGGAUGGAGGUCAGUUGAAUGUAAAUGGGCGAGGGGAGGACAGUCCUGACACAUUUGACCUGUCACGUCUUGGAGAAAGCCUGGCUGCCCCCGCCCCUCGUACAUGCCGGACACCUGAGGCCUUCCUGGGCCCCACAGCGGCAUCCUUGGUAAACCUGGAUACAUUGAUCCCUGCAAAUCCUCCAGCCAAGACCAUGAACCCCUUCCUAUCAGGCCUCAGUGCUCCGUCACCCAACAAUCCAUUCCAGGCUGAGCAGCCCAAACUAACUCUGAAUCAAAUGGGCUCCGGCUCUCUCUCUGCAGCUCCCCAGGGCACUUCUCUUCCAUACAGUGCCUCCUUGCCCCUGCCUAUGAGCCACCAGCCUUCCAGCCUCCCUAUGUCACUUACUCACCCCACCCAGCCUGGUCUGGGCCUGCCAGGGGCCCUUCCUGAGCCCUUGUUGCCCUUCUCUUCAGCCAGCACUGACGGAUCACAGGCGGCACAGAACCCUUUCUUAUGAGGAUCAACUAAACUGGAGAAAAUAUCUAAGAAAAAAAGGGGAAUGCCAUGAGGUUAUGCUCUCCAAAUAUAACUCUAACUGCAGACUGAACCUCAUCCCCAAGGACUUGUAUGAAAACCCUAUUCUUAGUUUUUAUAUUGUAUUAUAAUGCGGUAACUCUUAGAUUGAUGCAAGCUGGGUCUGCUCCUCACCGCAAUAAUCAGUCCUGCUCCUCUUGUCAAUGAUGCAGUAACAUAAAAGAGAUAACACCUUUGUAUCAGAAACCAUUAGUGUCAUGUAAACAUUCUUUACGGCCAUAAUCUAUUGUAACCUGAAUUCAGAAAAGAAAUACAUACAAAAAAGCAGUUUGAUAAUAUUUUGUUAUCGCUUCACUUAGCCACAAUUACCAGGCAAAUGUAUUACGGCUUUUUCAGGUAGUCCACAAGUCUCUUGCUCACUCAGCUGUUUGUGUGAUUGGCUUAGCUAGCUACUGCUGCUGUCAUAUACAAAUGUUUUAAAAAAUGCUUUUAUUAUAAGAGACAAGAGCUAGAGACGUGUCCGGUUCUUGAAAUGUUGCCACAUCAUUACGGUUAACUUUGUCUGUUGGACCAGAACUGAUGACAAACAUCAAUAUGUACUUGAUUUUACUAUUGUGAAAUGAAUUGCUGGGGUUUACUGAAUGAAAUUGAAGUUUGGGAGGACUGGAAGUGCUUCAGAAUUCACUAUAAGCAAGGCAACUUUGUAAAAUGUAGGAAUCAUGAGUUUUAUUGAUUGCUUGUGAACCACUGAUUCAUCAAAUAUAAGGGUAUAAUUGGAAAACUGCUUCAUUCUUCAGUGGAUUUUUUAUUAUUUCCUCAAUUCCUGUGACAUCAACACAUUUCAUUCUGAAAUCAUCACAACCCAAGGCACACACCCAGUACCAUU